Zeugodacus cucurbitae (melon fly) is the source of this 5373-nucleotide messenger RNA. RefSeq names its product ATP-binding cassette sub-family A member 17-like. Gene Ontology annotation, molecular function: lipid carrier activity; ATP binding; ATP hydrolysis activity. Gene Ontology annotation, biological process: lipid transport; transmembrane transport. NCBI's taxonomy places the organism in Eukaryota, Metazoa, Arthropoda, Insecta, Diptera, Tephritidae. The transcript has 11 exons. The coding region runs from base 176 to 5212 and encodes 1678 amino acids. The record is from RefSeq and is a predicted model, not a curated record. Gene Ontology annotation, cellular component: membrane; intracellular membrane-bounded organelle.
UUUUCCAACACUUUACAAACAUUCUUCACUUCACUUACAACAUUACACAAUUCUGGAUACAGUUAGCUGCCGUCAAUUGUCAAUAAUUUUCACAGAAACAUAUUCGUGCGCACGAAUUAUAGUCAGUUCGGUAAAGGCAGCAUUAAAAGGCAUACAUAUCAGAUAUUGUAUAGAGAUGAUUUCCGAUAAUUCUCCGCUCAGCAGUGAACACUCCGAGGAAGAUUCAUUGCCAUCCAAUUACCAUUGGCUACGUUUCAAAUGGAUGUUUUGGAAAAAUUGCUGCAUGCAUUGGAAUACGCGUUGGGAAUUUCUAUUCGCCGUACUUAUGCCCAGCAUCUGCAGUCUUAUCGCGGUCAUAUUGCGCAUUAACAUACCCGCCCAGCAGCUCACAACGCAGACGUAUAUAGAUACGAAUAUUCAGGCAGCGUGGAAGCACAUACUUGAAGAAGUUAGAGAUCGUAAUGCUAUUCUUAAAGAAAAUUAUGACAGUUCACCACAUAGUCCAUAUGUACCACAAGUUGUCAUGGCCUAUGCGCCCAAUUUGCAAGCAAUUAACAAUAUUAUGGACCUCACAUUUCACAAUUUCGAGUUAAAUGAUGAAUUUAUCACUUUUGAAACAUGCGCUGAACUCCGCGAAAAAAUGAAGACGGAACACUACUUUGCUGGCGUUUGUUUCAAUGAGGCUGUCUUUAAUGUGGAAUCUGAAUCCAUAUACAAAAUCGGUAUAUAUCCGAAUCGUUUGGAUUAUAGCAUUAUCUUCCCCAGCGAAUUGCGUUUAUAUGAAGAAUAUAUUGGCGAAACUUGGGACACCAGAUAUUUAUUUCCGAAUUUAGGACAACAGGAACGUAAAGGUGCACCCAUUCAUUAUAUAUCCGAAGGCUUCAUCAUGAUACAAAAGACUAUCUCUGAGGCGUAUAUAAAUUUAACUUGUAACGACUCACUGAAAGACGCGAUUGUAUUACGUCGAUUUCCCAGUGCCGAACGUUAUUAUGAUCCACUAUCGGAGAUGUUGGAGAUGCGUUACUCGUUAUUGGUGUCUAUGGCGUAUAUAACCACCAUAUUGUAUCUGCUAAGAAUUUUGGUAAUUGAGCAAGAUAUCGGUUUAAAUGAUUUGCUCGCCACUCUGGAUGUGACUUAUUUCCUGCAGUUCUACAGCUGGUUUACAUUCUCACUGAUUUCAUUAUCCAUUGGUUCCGUGAUCAUGAUACUCAUAUUAAAGAUUCCUUGGAACAGCGGCUUCGGUGUAUUCAACAGAUCUUCUACCACAUGCUUAUUCGCACUCUUCACCGCCUACAAUAUAAAUACGCUGAGCUACUGCUAUAUGAUAUCGAGAGUAAUACACAAUCGUGAUAUGGCCAUUUGCGCAGCGCCCAUUUUCUGGAUCGUCCUGUAUUUACCAUUCUCCAUCGGAAUCGAUUUAUUCCCACAUUAUCAUUCGUAUGUUUGUUUGUUCGGAAAUACGGCACUUGCGCUGGCAUUACAGCAUAUAUUUCAACUGCAAUACCAUGAAGGCCUGAGUUGGAGUAAUUUCUUUAGAUCACAUUGGUCCAAUCCGCACUAUAGUGUCGGCAGCUAUGGUCUACUAAUUUGCGCCACAAGCAUAAUCCAAUCAUUGAUUGGUAUAUGUGCACCGGUUAUUGGGCGCACGUUCCUCAAAUUGACGGCAGAACUUAAUCCGCGUAAGAAGGAGCGCGUUCGUAUUAGUUCGGAAAAUAAUCGUUAUUCGAAAACCAUAAUUUUAGAGGUUCGUGCGAAUUUCAAACCACCAGCUGUCGAAGUAUUGGGUCUAACUGUGCAGACGGGUGGUAAAUUUGUGCUGGAUGAAGUUUCGUUUCGGUUGUAUGAGGACGAAAUCACGAUGUUGAUGGGUCAUAACGGUAGCGGCAAAACGACAUUACUUAAAGUUAUGGCCGGCCUUAAGCGGCCCACUUCGGGUAAAAUAGUCAUUAAAGAAGGCACUUUGACUGGAGAUAUUGGAAACGCGCGCGAUUUUGUUGGUGUCUGCUUCACCGAUACGCUGCUCUUUCGUAAUUUGUAUGUUGUACAUCAACUCUUGUUAUUUGGCCGUUUGAAGGGUCUCAAUUCGAACGAUGUCAAAAAAGAGACAAAUAAAUAUUUAGACGCAUUAGAGCUUGAUAAACAUCGCUACACGCUCACCGAACGUCUAACGUGUGGCCAAAGAACAAAGUUGGCGGUUGCGUGUGCGCUCAUCGGUGGCAGUAAGUUCGUGCUGCUGGACGACAUUGUGCUCAAAUUGGAUGUGCGCGAUUAUAAACUUAUUUGGAAGUUAUUGGAACGUGAGAAGUUCGGACGCGUCGUAGUCGUAUCGACGAACUUGAGUCGUGAACCGGAACUGCAUGCCGAUAAUAUUAUUAUGAUCGCACAAGGACGCUUGAAAUGUGCCGGCACUGCGCAGUUUCUGAAGUCCAUGUAUUGCUUUGGCUGUCAUUUGCUCAUAUCGAAAUCGGAGACCUGUAAGUCUGAAGCUAUAACAGAGCUACUAAGCAAUUUCAUACCAGAUAUUAUAGUAGCCUGUGAUCUGAUAUUGGAAUUGUCGUAUCACAUUGAAUCCACCAAUGUGGAAAUACUCGAGUCCAUACUCAAUGCACUGGAAAUGGAUAAAGAUAAGCUGGGCAUUAUAAAUAUAACGAUAAUUGAAGCGCGUAUUGAAGAACUCUUUUGUAAAUUAGGCGCUGAGCGACCCGCCUAUAAUGAUCGCAAACGUUACUUGAGAAUCUUCAAUGGUCUGAGUAUAACUGAUGAUACAAGCGACGACAUCUUAUUUAUGAAUACGCAAAUGGGUCACAAUCUGGGUACAGUGCAACGUUUCAUUAAUCACUGGAAAGCAAUGUUCUAUAAGUUUACGCUUGUACAAAAGGCAUAUAUAAAGUACUUACCGAUGUUCUUGAUUAUGCCAUUGUUUAGCAUCAUACUGUGUAUAAUUGGUAUAGUGCCGGUCGUGGAGCUUCUGCCAGCUAGAGGUUCUGAUAUUACCGAUUACAAAGAUGUCAUAACAGUAAUUAACUAUCCACAUAAAUCCAAUGAGGAGAUGGUUGCAUUUGCCGACACAUUCUACAAGUAUAUGUAUUGGCGGAAUAGUAAUGUUAAAGUCAUAUACCUCAAAAAUCAACUCAUAACCGAAUAUAUAUUGGCGAAACAGCGACAACAAACCUAUAAUUAUUUGGAUGAAAAGCUAAUACUCGGAUUGUCUAUACCACGUCAAGUGGUGGGCUGGUUCAAUGGCUAUUUGCCGGGUGUGCCACCGCUCGUUUUGAACCUGAUACACAAUGCUUUUCUCUGGCGUCUACUGAAUACGACUAAUGCCAAGAUCAACGUUACGCUCGAGUUGUUACCCAUAGAGAAUGACAUUGAUAUUCGAGAAAUAUCCAAUAUGACAUUCAAUAUGGGCAGCAUAAUGGCUUUGCAGUUAUCGUUUAUCAUAUGCUAUCUGUUGGCCGCAAGCAUAAUUCAUUUGGUCUCGGAACGCACAAGUGGUUUUGAGGCGCUGCUGCGUUUGGCCGGAUUGAAUGGUUUCAAUUUUUGGAUGAGCCUGUUCUUCUUUGACUUAUUCAAAUCAUUUAUGGUUAUAGCAGGCUUCACUAUCUUGACGUGGUUGAUAUUAACCUCGGAUUAUAUAACGCCGGAUGUCUUACGCUCGGCCUUUUACUUACUACUAUCGACGAGCGCUGCCUUAACUACGACUAACUAUUUACUCAGCUCUUUCUUCUUCAAGAGUAGCUAUGGCGCAUACUUGAAAGUUUCGGCAUUUCAAGCACUCGGCGCAAUCUUCUAUGUAUUAUUUUCCAGAAGUUUCAAAAACUAUAUCCACACUAUAAUGUUCAUACCACGCCUAUUUCCAUUGUAUUCAUUCUGCAGAGGCAUUGAGGAUCUAUACGAUUAUAAUCUUCAGAUACAAUUGUGCAAAGAUGAGGAUAUCAAAUUUGUAUCCAUGUCUUUCGAGCAUUGUCAACUGGCACCUAAUUGCUGUGUAUUACCUAUACUUUCGGUCAAGGAGGAUAUGCUAUACUUAUGGGCAAUUAUCGGUGUGGGUGCGCUCGGCAUAGUAAUUUACGAAUACCGCGAUUUCUUUAAACAUGUCAUACCAUUUGACAAUUACGAUCGUGCGUUGGAGGAAUACAAACGACGACACGCUACUGACUCUCACGAGGUGGACAGUGUCACAGCCGAAGAUAUACAAGUGCAGUCAUUGAAACCGCGUAUGCGUCACUAUUAUACCGUAAUUUGUGAAAAUCUAGGUUUAUUUCGGAAGGCAGAAAUUUUGGUGGAUCGUCUAUCUUUCACUAUAAAACCCGGCGAAAAGUUUGGCAUCAUCGGCACCAACUGUAAUUAUACGAAUGCAUUGUUAAGACUCAUCGCUGGUCAGGAUACGCCCAGUUUUGGACGUGUCUGCAUCAAUAGCGUACAAAUGACGGAAGAACGCAAGAAAGCACUCGCUAAUAUCGGUUAUGUGCCCACCAUUAGUUGCGUACAGCCGCAGAUGACUUGCCGUCAGGUUUUGAGAAUGUUUUGUUUGCUAUACGGUUAUCCACGGCACCAAAUCAAUGCUAUCGUCGAUGAUUUCUCCAAUCAUUUCGGUCUGGGCUCACACUUUCAUACACGUCUGUCCAAAUGUAGCUCGGGUAUAAAGGAGCGAAUCUCCUAUUCCAUAGCAAUCUUAAAGAAACCCUCGCUCAUGUGUAUCGGUAAUUUUAGUUGGAGCGUCGAUCCGCAUGGCAGACGUCAGUUGUAUCGAUUGAUCGAUGGCUUGCGUAAACGUGGCACCGCUAUAGCCAUUACAUCCGUUAUGAACUCAUAUACCGAGAUACUUUGUACGAAGAUAGCGGUCAUGCAUGAGGGACGCUUUCUACAUAUUGGCCAACCAGAAAAAAUAGCAACGGAUUUAGCUGCCGGUUACUCCAUUUCGAUGCGUAUGAAGAAAACUAUACAAACACCGCAGGGCGUUACAUCGAAGGUGUACUUCCGCUUAACGGCUUUUAUGGAGAAAACAUUUCCCACCUCCAAAUUGAUUCAAGAAGGCACGAUUAUGAAGUUCUAUAUACCCUAUCAGAGCACCAAAUUGGGCACUUUAUUUAAGACUUUGCGAGUCAACUCAUUUCAGCUGAAUAUCGAUUGUCUUACAGUCACCAGAAUCAAUAUGAAUUAUAUAUUCGAAAUAAUUGAGGAGGAAUCGCGAAAAUCUAAGAGCGCAUAAUCCUAAAAUUGUUGCUACAUAUAUUAGCUAUACAUUGCAUUUAAUAUUUGUGACUUGUUUUUCUCGCUUUACUUUUAUUCUAAUGAAUUGUGCUUCAAUGAACUUUUUAUGCAAUGAAUAGCAAAUAUAAUUUCCGUUUUCAGUUUAAAAAGUGUUUUCUU